Messenger RNA from Chiloscyllium plagiosum (whitespotted bambooshark), 1048 nucleotides. The record is from RefSeq and is a predicted model, not a curated record. Lineage: Eukaryota; Metazoa; Chordata; Chondrichthyes; Orectolobiformes; Hemiscylliidae.
AUGGUACAAAUUAAUGCUGAGAGGAUAGAUCACUCUAUGAACGCAUUGCAACAAGUGAACGAGGAUCUGGAGUUGCAGAUUAGAGAUGGCAGGAACUGCCACUCUCAGCUGAAGCAAGUUUACAGGUUGGAUUGUUGCAGUUGCACGUAUGGAUGGCUCACGCCCAGCUUAGUGAAGAACAGCUUUGCAUAUAAGCCCUCUAUGCAAGGGGCUCCAGUUGCAAAAAGUGGUUUACUUCCCAGAAAAUUGUAUGGAUUGUGGAUUCACCAAAAUGUUUUGUCAAUUUUUCUUUUGCCUCAGACUGAAAAGGACAUUCUGCUUCGUGAUGACCUGGAGGAAAUUCAAGCUCAGUAUUCUGACCGCUUUAGGUUGUGGUAUACGGUAGAUAAGGCUCCAGAAGGCUGGGAUUACAGUGAAGGCUUUUUGAAUGCCGAAAUGAUGAAGGAACACCUGCCUCCACCUGGUGAUGAUGUCUUGAUCCUCAUGUGUGGUCCACCACCCAUGAUUCAAUUUGCAUGCAACCCCAACUUGGACAAGCUCGGAUAUUCGCAAGGAAUGCGUUUUGUUUAUUAAGUGUUGAGGUUCCUAUAUUUAGCUUUGGGGAUAUGAUUUGCAAACUAAGUGGAAAUAUUUGCACUCAAAACAAUGGUGUUUGCCUUAUUACUGGUAUUAAGAGACAUAAACUGGUUUGUAUGCAUGUUGCAUUUAAUACUGUCAUUCUCUAUAUCAAGUAUGUGUUUGAAUCUGUACAAACAACAUGUACAAUGUAUACAGUGCUGUACAGUCAUUUAAUCUGUCUAGAAAGUUUAAAAUUCAGAGCUUCAUGUUCAGUGCACCUGGAACCAAAUAUAUGGAUUCACUUCUUUUACUAAUGGAAACCGUUUAAAGAUGUCAGUUUGCUCCAUGAAAUUUAUAAAAAUAUGUAAAGCAAUCAAGAGAGACUGUGGUCACAUGCAGGUGGAUUUGUUGUACUUUUGAAUUCUACCACCUUUAUAUUUUUAAUUUUUUUUAUUUGCACUUCAUGUAUUGUACUAACACUGAAAAUGCA